UCGCCAUUCCAGGGCAUCGCAAGGCCCAUAGCUCGUAUAAUUUGUGCUACGUGCUCAAUGGUAUAAGAGAAGGAAGCCCUCAUCCAAAGAGAGCUAGAGUCCAGCGGCAAACUUUUCAGUAUCUCCAUCAUGUAUCUUUCUUCGUUCGCGAUCGGUUUGUGUAUGCUGCUAUGCACAGCCCUUUCAGCCUCCCAGGAGGCCGGCAAAAAGCACAAUGUUGUCUUCAUUCUCACCGACGACCAAGACGCGCGCAUGAACUCCCUCGACCACAUGCCAAAAGUACAGAAGCUACUCAUCAAGGAAGGAACAUGGUACACCCGACACUACGCGCCAACAGCACUAUGUUGUCCCGCACGUGUUAGCAUAUUGACUGGCCUACUUGCACAUAACCACAAGGUCACCUCUGUCAGUGGGCCUUGGGGCGGCUGGCACAAGAUCCACGAUGAAGGGCUGAACUCCAAGUAUCUUCCCAUCUGGCUGGGGAAUAAUGGAUAUCGGACUUAUUACACUGGGAAACUGUAUAACGGGAUGGAAAAGAAAUUAGUCGAGAAAACCACGGCAAGAGGGUGGACGAAAGCUGACCUCUUAGUUGGCGGCCAGACGUACCAAUACUACAAUCCGCCAUUCCAGCAUAUUACCAGAGACAACUGGGAUAAUCCGGAAAAGAUCAAUACGUCCUUCGAGGGGGAGUACAGCACCGACAAAGUGGCUGAAUACGGAUAUGGAUACCUCCACGAGGCUCUCCAACAUGAUGAUCCAUUCUUUGUGGCAAUCGCUCCGAUCACGCCGCACAGCCAAGUGGGCCACAAUCCGCAACCGCCAGUACCAGCGCACAAAUAUAACGGCACGCUUUCGGGUUUGGAAGUCCCACCCGCGGAGAACUUCAACCCUGCGAACAGGUCCGGAGUAAACAUCGUCUGGCAGCUCGAUCGCCUCAACAAGUCCCAGGAGCACAUGCUUCACCACAACUACCAGCGCCGCACCGAAGCACUCCUAUCGGUAGAUGACAUGGUCGAGCGCAUCGUCAACAUCCUGGACAACGCGAACCAGCUCGAAAACACCUACAUCAUCUACAGCAGCGACAACGGCUUCCACCUCGGGCACCACCGGCUCGGCCCGGGCAAGAAAUACGCGUUCGAGGAGGAUAUCAACGUGCCCCUGAUCAUCCGCGGGCCGAACGUUCCCAAGAACAGGAAAACGGACGUCGUGACCGCACAUGUCGAUCUUGCACCCACGAUCCUGGACAUGGCCGGCAUGUCGCAGCGCGCAGAGUUCGACGGAAGACCGAUUCCGCACACGGCAGCGGAUAUAGACAGCAGAGAGAGCUCUGACCAGGACGAAUACACCAACGUUGAGUUCUGGGAAGGCGCGUCCUACAAAUGGAACAACCGCACGGGUAAAUACGUAAACUCGUACAAAUCGCUCCGCCUCGCCGGCAAAGGCUACUCCCUAAUGUACGCAGUCCACUGCCGCAACAACUCUCACGAACUCUACGACAUGCUCACCGACCCGGUGCAGAUGCACAACCUACACCCCUCCGCGCCCUCCACGCCGCCGCACAAGAACGCCUACGAUUCCGGCACCACGCAGCUCGCAGGCUACGAAAUCCCCGCGCUGCUGAACCGCACCGACGCGCUGCUGCUGGUGCUGAAGUCGUGCAGCGGGAACGCGUGCACGAAGCCGUGGCAGCAGCUGCACAAGGACGGCGCGGUGAAGAAUCUGAAAGAUGCGAUGGAUGCACGGUGGGAUGGGAAGUACGCGGAGCUGCCACGGGUGCGAUUCGAUGAGUGCUUUGAUAAUGGGAAGAUUGAUGUUGCGGCGGAGGGGCCGCAGUGGAGGGGCGAUGGGCGGGUUGUGGAUCCGGGGCUGCAGGGGGCGGGGGUGGGGAAUGGGACGGUGGAUGGGGAGGCAUUUGAGUACCCCGGGGAGGAGGGGUAUUGGGAUGAUUGGGAGUAG
This is a messenger RNA of Trematosphaeria pertusa, 1956 nucleotides long. Its product is annotated as Arylsulphatase. The record is from RefSeq and is a predicted model, not a curated record. Gene Ontology annotation, biological process: phenol-containing compound metabolic process. The transcript has 5 exons. NCBI's taxonomy places the organism in Eukaryota, Fungi, Ascomycota, Dothideomycetes, Pleosporales, Trematosphaeriaceae. Gene Ontology annotation, molecular function: N-acetylglucosamine-6-sulfatase activity; arylsulfatase activity; glycosaminoglycan binding. The coding region runs from base 130 to 1956 and encodes 608 amino acids.